AUGGUUGACUACUCACCCAACAUCAUUGCCUCGUUCUGUAUUACUUUUCCUAUUGCUACGCUCGUGGUCAUUCUUCGGCUCAUUUCCAAGCGUAUGACAACUACUGGAUAUGGACUGGAGGACAUCCUGGCCGUGUGUAGUUGGGUAGGUUCUAAAUUCACCGUCUUACUUCGUUGUUACAUAGGGCUUGCCGACUACGGCCUUGGUCGACCGAUUGAGCAAGGCCUGUCCUCCCAACUAACCCUGGACGAGAAGACGAAAGUAUCUUGGCUGAUCCUAUGGUGUUCAAGUAUUCUUUACUCAUUCACCAUUGCCUUCUGCAAGUUUUCGAUCCUUUGUUUCUACUGGCGCCUUUUCAAAUAUUCCAGCGUUAGGAUACCGGUCCAGGUCCUGUCUGGUCUGACGUUGGCCUGGUUCAUCUUGCGACUCUUCCUGGUAACACUUCAGUGUAUACCUAUCCAAGGUUUAUGGGAUCACUCGGUCAAGCACUCAUGCGGCGUUAACGAGACGGUGUUUUUCUUUACGACGGUUCUUACACAUGUCUUGAUCGACUGCGCCAUUCUUGCUCUUCCGAUAAUCGAGGUUGGCAAGAUGCAUCUCCCCAAGGGCCAGAAGAUUGCAGUGAUUACUCUCUUCUUGUUUGGUGCCUUAGUCUGCCUUGCGUCUGUCUUUGUGCUCGUCGAAUCGCUCAAGUUCGACUCUCGCUCAAAGGAAAUCACGCUCGAAAUGGGGGUCCAUUCUUCAGCAGCAGUUGCUGAAGUUAACCUUGCUGUGAUAUCGACCUCACUUCCAUUACUACGUCCCAUCUGUCGUAGGAUGGUUCCUGGUUUCUCAUUUUCUUCAAAAAAUUACCACCAGUCAGAACAAUCCCCUCGAGAAGUUGUCCUGGAAGACUGGGCUACCAAACCAUCCGCUGUUGCACGAACUAGUCAUCAUGACAUUCAACCGCUGGGCUUGUUGACGGACGAGAUUCAGGGUGAACCUUCGCAUUUGUCGGCCGAAGGUAGCAGAGGCUAG
Molecule: messenger RNA, 1017 nt
Organism: Fusarium vanettenii 77-13-4
Lineage: Eukaryota; Fungi; Ascomycota; Sordariomycetes; Hypocreales; Nectriaceae
Exons: 4
Coding region: 1-1017 (338 amino acids)
Source: RefSeq, a predicted model, not a curated record